AUGGUUUGGGUAGCUGCUGGGGAGGCAGGCGAGCACAACACCAGAGCGUCUAAUCAAAAUGACGCCAACAACGGCCUCAAUACUGUUAAUGGCGUGAGAAGCUGCAAGCUUGAAAAUGGCUCACCAAAAACCAAUACCGAGUGCAGAUCAGCUUCACCGAAGACUGGCGCUAGCAAUGCGGCAGAAGUUGGACCUGCUGUGCUGCCUAGUUGCUUGCACAGUUGUGCAACAAAUGGCAAUCCACCAGCAUUGGUGCGAUUACCAAUUGCGAAUGCAGCCUGCUUGCAUCCCAAGAUUGAGUCGAUAUCCGACGGUGAUCUAUCGGAUUUUUCACUCAACGAUACUGAAGAGGACGAGGAAGAAUUUCGCAGCUGCGUGCUCUCGAACGGCAGUCAGGGUGAUGCCUCGCGUUCUCAGUCUACUUCGCCAACCAACAUGAACAUACUCCAGCCACCGCGUCAGACCAACUCUCCGCCGAAUAGCAGCAAUAUUUUGAAGAAUGGCCAACCAGUGCGGAAAGUUUUCACCAACACACGCGAACGUUGGCGUCAGCAAAAUGUCUCUGGCGCUUUUGCCGAGCUGCGCAAGCUGGUGCCCACACAUCCGCCAGACAAGAAGCUCUCCAAAAAUGAAAUACUUCGCAUGGCCAUUAAAUAUAUCAAACUCCUAACAGGUGUUUUGGAUUGGCAAAAGCAGCAAGAGGCACACCAGCUGCAGCAACAGCAACAACAGCAGUCGAACGGUGGUGGCAAUUGCCGCGAAGGUCUUGACAACAGUGAGCUAAACAACAACGACAAGCAUAGAGUAAAUGGACAUCAUGCAUCAGCCGAUGCAAUGUCACCACUGCACCAGUUUCCCAUCAAACAAUUCCAGGUGAAGUGCGAGCGUGAUGAUGUCGCUUUGGUGGGUGCUUCACCGCGCAACAAUAGUCUGCUGAUGAUUGCGCCCAGUACAUUGGUCAGGGGCCCUAUUAAAAUGGAUUUGCCUGCUACCAGCAAGAAGUUGUUUAUUGGGAGGCCCCCACGGAUAUUUAGUACAGCCCGGUUUGCUAAACGGAAGUCGAAUUCGAGUAAUAAAUCAACUGUCGAUGUGACAAGUGAAAAUGUUAAUAUUAAGAAAAGAAAGGAGAACUAAGUUGGAGGAGAUGUUGCAUUAAAAAGCAUAACAGUUGUACAAUUCGCAAUUAAUUUACUUUGUACGCUUUGUUCUGAGAGACAUCUAAUAGAAAA
This is a messenger RNA of Anastrepha obliqua, 1229 nucleotides long. RefSeq lists its product as uncharacterized. Gene Ontology annotation, biological process: regulation of transcription by RNA polymerase II. Gene Ontology annotation, molecular function: protein dimerization activity; DNA-binding transcription factor activity, RNA polymerase II-specific; RNA polymerase II cis-regulatory region sequence-specific DNA binding. Lineage: Eukaryota; Metazoa; Arthropoda; Insecta; Diptera; Tephritidae. The record is from RefSeq and is a predicted model, not a curated record. The coding region runs from base 1 to 1134 and encodes 377 amino acids. The transcript is spliced from 2 exons.